Anolis sagrei ordinatus is the source of this 2643-nucleotide messenger RNA. NCBI's taxonomy places the organism in Eukaryota, Metazoa, Chordata, Lepidosauria, Squamata, Anolidae. The record is from RefSeq and is a predicted model, not a curated record.
AUGGCAGAGGUGCCAAGGCUGGGUGCCUUCCCUCUCCUGGUGGAGGGGGACUGGGGGGACCCCCAUCUCCCCAAAGCGCUGCAAAACAAGCUGCUCGCCUACUUCCAGAGCCACAAACAGUCCGGAGGCGGAGAGUGCCAACUCCAGCGGCAGGAGGGGCGAGUCCUGGUCUGCUUUACUCACCCAGAAGAUAUAACUAACGUCCUGAAACAGAAACAUUCUUUCAACAGUGUGCCAGUUCUAGUCCACCCAUACUAUGAAUCUUUGGGCACAGCUCUAUAUGGAAAGGAGAGACCACCGAUUAAGAUGCCAGACUUGAGCAAAGUAUCUCUGGAUCGCUAUCACUGGUGCUUUUUACAGCAGAAUCCAGAGUUACGUCGGGAAAUAGAUCGUGAGAUGGCAGGCUGCCACUGUGAGAUAGAGUGGCCAACCAGAGACUGCACCUCUCCAGAAAUAAUAGCACGUCCUUCACCUGCUUUGCUGAAGCAAAAACUAUCCUUGAUCAAGACUUGGAAUGAAGAUGUUUCUUCACAGCUCACACUGAUCCUAUCAAAGCAGAAGGUUGUCAAGUGUGAAGCUGAUGCUGUGGUGUGGGAAGCCAUAAGGAACAGUGUAACAAAAAAAGAUGGAAUUCUGAUUUUUCCAGAUAUUACAAACAAAAUAGUUGCCCUUGUGGGAACAGCGGAAGCUGUACAUAUUGCAGAGAAAGACCUAAUAUCUCUCAUUGACAGGGCUAAACAAAAGAUGGCAAGAGAGCGCCAAACAGUAGAGCAAGAUGUGCCAGUUAUUUCUGGAAAGUACAUCAUUUUAAGGAAGGCUGGGCUGCAGGAGAGAAUCCAUUUGAAGUAUCCAGACCUAAAGAUUGCUUAUGAUAGUUCAAAAGAAUGUGUAAUCCUGCGUGGUUUAGCUGCAGAAGUCUUUGAAAUAAAAAGCAAUAUCUAUGAAAGUUUAUCCAACAUGGACAAGAAGACUGUGACUGUUCAUGCUUACAUUCUUCUUUUCUUGCAACAUGCCAGUAAUGAAGAUGUGUCCCAACUCUUAUUCUGGAAGAAGAAUAUUAAUGCCUUCUAUGAGCUUAAGGAUGAGAAAGUUCAGCUGAUGGGAGGAACUUCCCUGGAUGUUCAACAAGCUGAGAGAGAAAUUCAGAAGGAUCUCACUUACAAAUGUAUUGCACUUGAGGACAAAGAUGUUGUCAAAAUGAAGGUGUGGAAGAAACUGACCCAUAAUCUGUACAAGGCUUAUAAUUGUUCAGAUGAACCCAUCAUAAUUAAUGAGUUGGAGGAUCAGGUAGUCAUUGCAGGUUAUUUCAAAGCAGUGAGUGAUGCCAAUCAGAAGCUGUCUAAUUUUGUUGAUACCAACACAUAUAUACAAAAAACCAUCAAGACUAAGUUUGCUGUAGUCCCAAUGUACAUAGAGCAGGAGAAGCAAAAUCAUUGGCUUAAUGUGACGAAACAAGGUGUUAAGAUUGAUUUUGGCAAACGGGAAAAUUGCAGCCUGAUUUCCCUUGAAGGACCCAGAGUAGAAGUGCUGAAGGGGCUUGAAAUCUUGCAAAAACUCUUGUCGUCUCUGCAUUCUUUGCGUGUGGUAGUUGAUCGGCCAGGAGCCAAAGCUUUCUUCAAGGAACAAGAGCACAUGUAUGUUACUAAUGCAAAGCAACAUUUUAACUGUUUGAUAAGGAUUCAAGAAGGCAUAGAGCAUGAUGGAGAGGAAGGUGAGGAUGAAGAAACCAAUAAAGAAAAGGAGCAGCAGUGCUGUGAAGUUAAACUAAGAAAUGGCAUUGUAGUGAGCGUUUACAGGGGAGACCUGACAUGUUUUUCAGUUGAUGUUGUGGUCAACGCUUCAAAUGAGGAAUUGCAGCACAUUGGUGGCCUUGCAGAUGCUCUCCUAAAAGCAGCUGGCAGGGAGUUACAAAGUGAGUGCAAUGACUUGGUGAGGAAGCAUGGAAAUGUGAAGCCUGGCCAUGCAGUGGUCACAAGUGCUUGGAAGCUACCAUGUAAGCAGGUGAUUCAUGCUGUUGGGCCAAGGUGGAGCAGUUAUGAAAAAGAAAAAUCUAUCAAACUGUUGAAGAACGCAGUGAGGGAAAGCUUACGGUUGGCAGAAGCAUAUAACCACCGCUCAAUAGCCAUCCCUGCCAUCAGUUCAGGAAUUUUUGGAUUCCCACUCAAAGAGUGUGCCCGUUCUAUUGUGACAUCAAUCAAGGAAACAAUUGAAGAGUUUGAGUAUGAGUCCUUGAAGAAAAUAUGCCUAGUGGAUUUUAAAGAAGAUACUCUCCAGGCAUUCUCUGAAGCCUUGAAUGAAGUGUUUGCAGAUAGAAUAUCAUUAUCUAAAAUAGACUCUAGACCAUCUCCUGCCUCCAGAACAAAGCCACCUCAUGCUGAGAGUAGAGCAGGAUAUCAAGGGGCCAUUACUGCUGAAGGUCUGAAGAUUUUUAUACAGAAAAAGGGAAUUGAAGAUGCAACAACUGCAGUUAUCAUUCACAGUGUUUCCAGAGAUCUGCAACUUGACCAGAACCCCCUUGCCAAGGCUCUGCUGGGCAGAGCAGGAGGGGGACUUCAGGUGGAAUUAACCCAAAAAGGCCAAGGCCAAAACCUGAAAGAUGGCUGUGUGCUGCAGACUGGAGGGUAUGGACUGGAAAUCAUGUAA